AGCCAGUAGGCGGUGCUGCCUGGAGUUUGCUUCACUGCAGGGUGAGGGUUGGACGUGUGCUAAAGGCUAAAAGACUGAAAUAGAACGCGAUUAAAGCGUUGAACUUUUCUUUUGCCUUAAAAACAAAAUUUAAGGAGAAACGAAGAUGUCUGCAGGUUGCCAGCAAAGCGAAUGUCGUGUAAUCCCCACCAGGACAGUGAUUCUGAAUGAUGCAACGCAGCUACCUCAUGAUUAUUGCACUACACCGGGAGGAACGCUGUUCUCCACCACUCCGGGAGGCACCCGGAUUAUUUACGAUCGGAAGUUUCUUAUGGACUGCCGUCAUUCUCCAAUUGCAAAGACUCCACCUCGUUACCUCCCGCACAUCCCAGGUGUAACAACCCCUGGCAUUGCUGAAGAUACCAAGGCAGAAGCAAACAAUGCUGCUCACAGUGAAGGAAAAUCAUCCACUGGGGACGAAGCUCAAUUUGAGAUGGAUAUCUAAACUCUCCACGUACUGCAGACUCCGCUUCUCAAUGCUUUGAAGACCUGGCUUGUGGUUCCUAAUGCACAGGCCUUUGCCGUGGUACACAAGCUCUCCUGAAAUCUGCCAAAAAAAAGUUGAAUACAAAUGAUUUUCGCCUGUGGUUAACCCUGCAACGUUUAUACUUUGUCUAUGACCUUAAAUCAUGUUGUUUUUGAAGCAAAAUAAGUUGGUCCCAAUUUUCUGCUGGAUAUUUGGAUAAAGUUGGGGAUAUAAUCUUUUGAAAAUGGGAAAGGUAACAUUUUGUUUAAUGGACAAACAAAAGCUAUUUUUAAAACUUUGUACACAAAGCUAUCUUGAAGCAUUUCCCAUUAUAUAAUACUGUAUAUAUCUAGCAUCUGAUAUUUGUUUCAUUACUAAUUGAGUUCAAAAGCAAUUUUGGUACAAAGCCAUAGCUGUAUAAUCUUAUUUUUAGAACAUUGUGGAAUGUCAUAUUGAGUUCAGCAAGAACUCACAAUAAGCUCCUAGCUUAACUUUUUUUAAUUGCAAUCCCUGGAAUUCCCAAGUCAUUGUUUUUGUUUUAAAUCUGAUGUUCCACGUUUUUGUUUUUAAAAGAAAUGUCUUUUGUCAGUGAAGUCACUGCUCCAUUGGGCGUUUCUGAUGUUCUGAGGGUUUUCCAUUACUUCAUCUUCACGUUCCGUUUGGGGCACUUACCCCACUGCACUUCCCUGUUGUGAGCAGGGAGUGCAAGUUUAGGCAAGAUGGAAUUCAGCAAGUGUCUCGGACCUGAGUUGCAAACAUCUGAGUGUUUAAGCUUGACAAAAUCUGCAGUUAUUAGCAGAUCAUCAGGAGCUGUGAAGUAACACUAGAUUUGAAACCAUAUUGUUGAAAUGAAAAUAAAUGGGCCUGUCUUGUAUUUAAUUACUGGGAAUAAUGAGAUACUGUGUUUGCUUGCAUUGGGUUGGUUCUAUGUACUACCAGGCUGGAGAGAGUAGUAUGUCCUUGGCUUUUUUUUAAAAAAACACUUCAUGUAACAUUUUUCCACAUUUAACUGUUUAAGUUGAUGAGAUUUUAGUGUUUAUUAUUAAACUUGAUAUUGUGGAGAGUGAUCUGAAACCUGGUCCACUGAAGCUGCUUUCAAUGGGCAGGAGAACAGUGUAGGAAGAUGUAAUGCUGUCUUGCGUUGCCCUAUGAAAGCUGCUAGGAUAUGUUAGAGCUGAAGUUAAUUGAUUUAAAAACUGGUUAAAAGCACAUCAGGUCUGUCAGUUAGUAGAUAAUUUGGGGGGGGGGGGUGUUUGGAAGCCCUCCUUUGGAGCUUUUGAUGAUAAAAUGCCCCAGUCCCAAUAUAGGCCAUCCAACCCAUCAGGUUUCUUUCUAUGAUUGUUCCUGUAACAAACUAAUCCCACUCAUCUCUCCCCACAUUGUAUGUUAAAGUUUCUUUACUUUUUUUAAGGAAAGUAGUAUUCUCUUCAUGAUUUGUGGGGUUCUGGUAAUAGUGUGUAGAAUUACACGUAGUAAUUGGAUUCCUUAGUUGAAAGAUGCUCUGGAUCUUUGAUUGUCUUUCUGCUUGACAGUUGCAGAUUGACAGUUUCUAAUGUUUACUGUUCCUUGGAGAAGUACAGCACAGAAAACAGGCCCUAAGGCCCAUCUUGCCAUGAUUUGAUGGGGAUUUUGUUUUUAAUGGGGUUCAUGGCAAGGUGUCACUGCAUGGCUCCCACAAUUAGCUGGUUAAUACUCUCGGAUAAAUUAAUUAAACUCAGCUGCUCAGGUAUUUUGACUCUAGAAAACAACUCAAAUGGCAAGAAAAGGUGUUGUAGUCGAUUAUGAUUUAUUCUUAUUAUUUGUUGGGACAAGUGGAACAUUGGUCCAAUAACUACAAUGCAUGGUUCUGUGAUUCUUCUUAUCGUAAAAUAAUGAUUCCUUGGAUUGGAAGUGGUGCUUGUGUCAUCUUUUUAUAGAGACCUAUUAUUAGCUGCUUGUUACACUGAUAAUGUUUUUUAUAUAUUUUAAACUCCAGUAGAUCUCACCUGACUGUGACAAUCACUUUCACAGAAAUAAUCUCAAAAUUAUGUGGCUUUUCUUUCAGAGUUUGACUGCUUGUUGUCCCUUUUGUUACGCUUUUCCUCCCGCACACUGUCAGAGAUGAUCCCGCUUUCAUUGCCACUUCCUGCUACAACCUUGGCUCAACCCUCCAUCUGUGGCACAGAUUGGGCAGGGCGUAAUGAAAGUUGUAGCCGAAAGCUGGGCCAGAUCUUGUUUUCCUGCACCUCCUGAAAGCUGGUGACUGAGACUACACUAUAACGAAGCAUCUUCACCAGUUUGUGGCUUUGCCUAUCUGAUAAAUGCAAAUUAACAUUCAUCAGAUUGUGUCCUUACUCCACAGUAAGGGCAGUACAGGAGUACUAUCAGUACAAUUCCUGUAAUUCUUCAAUGCUUUUACUUCUAAUUAUUCUCAUCCUGCAAGCAUUGAUUUAUUUGGUGUGUGAUUCUUGUCUAAUGGCAGCUAUUUCAUAUUCUUCCUCAAACUGCAGUUUUAUAAUGCCAUGCCUUUUUAUUUCAAUUUUUGCCUCAUUUGAAGAUAACUCGAGUGCCCCCAAUCCUCUAAUGUUAUUGCGCAGACUUUAACUGUUUGGCUCACACUCUGCAUUUUCAAUUCUCUAUCAUUGGCCUGCAACCCAGCAAGGUACCUUUACAAAUUUUUGUCUACCUUCCCUCUAUAUAUUGAAAGAACAAGUCUAUUUGAUUGCAUGUUUUCUCCCCUGGCCUUCUGGUUUCCUUUCACUUGGCACAUGCUGAUAGAUUAAUUGGUUAUUACAAAUUAUCCCAGAGUAAAUAGGUAAUGAGGGUUUGGGGGGAAGUACUGGUCAAACGAGAGAAAUUGGUGGGGUAAUCAGAUUCCUUGGAGAGCUGGCAUGGACUUGAUGGGUUGAAUGUCUUCCUACAUUGUAAAGAAAUGUAGUACUUGAAAUUCAGUAGCAAGUCACCUGCUCUCAACUAUCUUUUGGGAAACCAUACUCAACAUUGAUGGUCCUGGAUUAACCUUAAGACAGUUCUGUAGAUUUCAUUGUUAGCUGAUGUGUGAGAAUUAAAAAUAGAAAUUCAAAUUAAUAAUAAAUCCCUUGCUUUGUACACUUGAGGAUUUCCUAGGUAAUAUUCUGAGUGAACACUGCCAUAUCCAGAGGAAUCUCACUUUCAUCACAAAGAGUAGUUUGAAAGAACAUUAGCAUAAUGCACAAGCUGUGUGAAUGUUGGCUUUUGUGCUCAGCUAAGUUCCAUGAUGAUAGGACAAGUUUGGAUUGGUGGUAGAAAACCUACGUCACUAACAGUAAGGGCAGCUGCCUGCUUGCUUUGAUCCUUGCCAUAAUGUCAUGAGUGUUAUUUAUUUUGUUUUGUUCUAUUUCAAUUUAUAUUUGGAUAGAGUCUGAGCCCAGACUGAAUAUCUGCAGCUCUUUCAAAGCAGAAAUGUUACUUUGAUGUUUUUUUUAAUUGAUGCGCCUCGUUUAAAACUGCUAGGUACGGACUUGGGUUCUGCUCCACUUCACGGGCAUAUUCCUGGAGAGAUCAUCACAUGACUGACCACCUCAACCAUGUGGUGUACUGUGGUGUGUCUGGUUGGAAAGCGGAUAGUUUGCACAUCCCCUGGUUUGGAUGAUUCCUCAGUCUCGUUCAAAAAGCCCUACUUCCAUAUCAAAAAUUGUUCAAAGCAGAUUUAAGAUAAAACAAUUCUUUUGUUGAUUCAGUAAUCUGGGAAGUGUUAAAUGAGAAUAAAAAUGGGGUUAAAUGUAGGAUUAGUGUAACUGGAUGGUUGAUGGACACCAUGGGCCAAGAAGUCUGUUUCCAUGAUGUACCUCCUUGAUUAGUUCUUUCUCCUGGGUUGCUCCAAUAGUACCCAUAACUCUUAAUCUUUGUUUCUUGGGAACUCCAGAGCAAUCCUGGAUGGUCGGUUUUCCAAGAAAUUGAUAGAAAGUCAUUAGAUUAUUACCACCUACCUGGCUUUGGGCACCAACUUCAGGCAAGCACUGAAUUGAUGGCCAUUUUUUCAUUUUGAUGGUGGCAGCUUCUUUAUUCUAAUCCUCUUAUCAAAUCAACCUGUUGGCAAGCUGUAUGUAGUUGAGUGGUGCUAUGGGUGCAUUGAUGCAACUUGGAUUUACCAUCAAUGGAAAAGAAAAA
This is a messenger RNA of Mobula hypostoma (lesser devil ray), 4633 nucleotides long. It is a transcript of the gene eif4ebp2, whose product is annotated as eukaryotic translation initiation factor 4E binding protein 2. The record is from RefSeq and is a predicted model, not a curated record. Gene Ontology annotation, cellular component: cytoplasm. Bases 146 to 484 code for a protein of 112 amino acids. The transcript has 3 exons. NCBI's taxonomy places the organism in Eukaryota, Metazoa, Chordata, Chondrichthyes, Myliobatiformes, Myliobatidae. Gene Ontology annotation, molecular function: eukaryotic initiation factor 4E binding. Gene Ontology annotation, biological process: negative regulation of translational initiation.